GUCUAAUGGUUCUUUUCUUGAGGUUAUGUGUCAAAGGUUACAAGAUAGGGUGUGAAUAAUUAGUGAUUUUAAAGUUUCCAAGUAGGUUUCAUUCGCUUCCUCUCACUUUGAAAGACAUUUAAAGUGAGUGCAUACAAUUUUUUGAAUCAUGGGCAGUGGUAGCAGCUCCACCAGGAAGGUAGAAGUGGAAAAUGACGGAACAGUGAUUCGAGUGUCUGAUGCAGUCGUUGACCGAUUAAAAGGUAUAAAACCAGAAAGUAAACCUGAAUCAGAACGAGCUGUUUAUCCUAAUCAACAUCACGUUUCACCAAAUAGCCUAACUUCACUAGAUGUCAAGAGGCUUGUGGAAAAAGAACUUGCAGCCAAUGAUCAAUAUUGGAAUGACCGACUUCUGAAACUUCAAGCUAGUAGUAGGUCCAUCGAAGAUGUCAUGAAACUAGAAUAUUAUCAAGCGAUCAAAGAGAUAGAGUCCAUGUACCCUGAACGUAGUUUUGGGAAGAAAGUGCCUUGUGAAGAUGUGAAGAAGAACAUAUUGAAAUGUUACGAGGAGAACAGACAUCAAGCCCUCAAAUGUUCACAGGAAGUCCUCAAAUUCCAGAAUUGCUUGGUGAAUAAAGCUUAUUAGUUUUGAGUCAGUGAUCUUCCAUUAGCCAAAGUUGUUAAAGGUGAAUUGUAUCAGCAGUUUUUAUGUUCAGACCUAGUCAAUCAACUAGCAGGUACAGUUAAAUCAUUGUCUCGUCAUCCUGUCCAGUAUGCAUAUUUUCUGUCCUAGAUUUCCAUGUAAGAACGGAGGCUUACUAUAGCUUCAAUGAAAGUAAUUUUUCUCUAACUUCACUCUGCAUAGUACUUUGGGCAAAAAACAACCGGGAAGGUUGGAAAUAGCUCUGCCCAAAAUGUUCUCAAAUUUGCAUUCUUUUUCGAUCAAUCAUACGUGCAUGAUUUAUUUUAGAGGGAAUUUCACUCAAUGCCAUUUUAAAGUAGAACUGCGCUAAACUUGAAGUGAAUUGGGCAUUAACACUGUUGUGUCACCCAUUUCCAAAGCACUGCGUUGAUUAAUUGACUAUGCAUAAAAAUCUGCUUUGUUUGAAAGUUUGCUUAUCAAUGCUUACUUAAAACAUGUUGAAUUUUAUAAGUGUUUAUGUUAUAAUGCCACAGAUUGUAAGUAUUUGUAAAUUAUAUUGAUAUUUAAAUAAUCAAA
Molecule: messenger RNA, 1198 nt
Organism: Bemisia tabaci
Lineage: Eukaryota; Metazoa; Arthropoda; Insecta; Hemiptera; Aleyrodidae
Gene: Chchd3
Product: Coiled-coil-helix-coiled-coil-helix domain containing 3
Biological process (GO): inner mitochondrial membrane organization
Cellular component (GO): MICOS complex
Source: RefSeq, a predicted model, not a curated record